CCCACCACAUGACUGAAGACGUAGCGUUCAGCAAGUGACGAACGCGGAACAAAUGAAAACGGAAGUAAAUGUUAGCAAGGAAGGAACCAUUUAGCAAGGAACAGAGAGCGGUUGUGUUUACAAAUGUUUUAAACGUUUUAUAAGCAGUGCUUCUCCUGCUUCUAUCAACACGUCUGUUAUUGGUGGAGGAGAAAUGGACCCACAGAUCUGAUUGGUCACAGACACCAAAAAAUGGAUUUCCCUCAAGAGGGUGAGGAUGCUGUUGGUGGAAAUCAGACAGGCAGAGCAGCAUGUGCUGUGUCCAGCCAGAUGUCCCUGAAGAAAGCAGAGCCUCUUACUGAUGGACAUCAGGGGGUCAGCAAAGGACAAAUAACACAUUGUCCAAAACCACAGACACACAGACCAGUGUCUCCAGUGCCCAGCUGUGUGUCCAUGAAGAGUGACCGCUCUAUGGAUCAGCCUCCCAAACUCAGCAGUGGACCACCACAGUCUUAUCCAAAACCACAGACACACAGGCCAGUGUCUCCAGUGCCCAGCUGUGUGUCCAUGAAGAGUGACUGGUCCAUGGGAAACCCUCUCAAUUUCAGCAGUGGACCACCACAGUCUGAUCCAAAACCACAGUCACAAAGACCAGCAUCUCCAGUGCCCAGCUGUGUGUCCAUGAAGAGUGACUGGUCCAUGGGAAACCCUCUCAAUUUCAGCAGUGGGCCACCACAGUCUGAUCCAAAACCACAGACACACAGGCCAGUGUCUCCAGUGCCCAGCUGUGUGUCCAUGAAGAGUGACUGGUCCAUGGGAAACCCUCUCAAUUUCAGCAGUGGACCACCACAGUCUGAUCCAAAACCACAGUCACAAAGACCAGCAUCUCCAGUGCCCAGCUGUGUGUCCAUGAAGAGUGACUGGUCCAUGGGAAACCCUCUCAAUUUCAGCAGUGGGCCACCACAGUCUGAUCCAAAUGUUUUGAGGAAGGUCCUGACCCAGUAUCAGUUCAGAUGUGGAGUGUGUGAGCAGUUGCUGAAGGACCCAGUCAUCACCAGCUGUGGACACAGUUUCUGCAGGCAGUGCAUCAGCAGAUACUGGAGCCAGUCUGGUCCAUCAGGAGACUACAGCUGCCCCCAGUGCAGAAAGAGACCAAGAACACAACUCAUUACAAACCCUAGUAUAACUAUGGCACAACCUCACCUAUACCCAUCUACAGUCAUGGCACAGCCUUCGGCAUACCAACACAGUGAAAUGGCACUUCAUCUGAACACAUCUGCAAACAUGGCACAAAUUCCUCCAUACCCACACACAGACACUGGGCAUCGUCCUCAGUACUCAAACUCAGCCAUGGGGCAGCAUAAUCAUCCACACAUCCAGCACCCUCUAUAUCCACACAUCCACACAGCACAGAUCUCUCCACUGUCUCCUUUAGAUGAGCACACCGUCAUGGGAGACAGCACCCAUCUGCAAAUUGAGCAUGCUCCAGUCAAAAGGGCCAAACUAACUGAUGUCCAUGUCCGGAAGAAAGUACUGAUGACCCAUAAAGCCAGCAUGAAGCGGAGAUUUGAGAGCAUAUGUGAAGGCAUCAUAAGGUCAGGGACUCAAACACUCCUGAACAAGAUCUACACAGAGCUCUACAUCACAGAGGGAGAGAGUGAAGAGGUGAAUAAUGAGCAUGAGGUUUGGCAGGUAGAGUCAGCAUCCAGGCCACAAACUACAGAGGACACAGCAAUCAACUGCAAUGAUAUAUUCAAGCCCUUACCUGGACAAGAGAGACACAUCAGAACAGUCAUGACCAAGGGAAUCGCUGGCAUUGGAAAAACCAUCUCAGUGCAGAAGUUCAUCCUUGACUGGGCAGAGGAGAGAGCUAACCAGGAUGUAGAUUUCAUGUUUGUGCUUCCGUUCCGUGAGCUGAAUUUGGUCAAACAUGAUCAGUACAGUCUUCAUAAGCUCCUGCUUGACUUCCACCCUGAGCUUAAGGAGCUACAGGAUGAUGAAUACAAAGACUGCCACAUUGUAUUCAUCUUUGAUGGUCUGGAUGAGAGUCGACUUGCGCUGAAUUUCCAAGGAAACAAGAAACUGUCUGAUGUGACACAAACAUCAUCAGUGGAUGUCCUGAUGACGAGCCUCAUUCAUGGAAUUCUGCUUCCCUCUGCUCUCAUCUGGAUAACCUCCCGACCAGCGGCAGCCAGUCAGAUCCCUUCUCAGUGCAUCAGUCAGGUGACAGAAGUACGAGGAUUUAAUGACCCACAGAAGGAAGAGUACUUCAGGAAGAGGAUCAGUGACCAGAAUCAAGCCAACAGAAUUAUCUCACACAUUAAGGCAACCAGAAGUCUCCACAUUAUGUGCCACAUGCCAGUCUUCUGUUGGAUUUCAGCCACUGUCCUUCAGCAAAUACUGGAACUGGAUGAUGGGAAGGAAGCCCCCAAAACUCUGACUGAGAUGUUCAUACACUUUCUGCUCAUCCAGAUCACCAGAAAGAAUCAGAAGUAUCAGGAGGAAAGUGAGACAGAUAGACAGAAGCUCCUGGAAUCACACAAGGGUGUCAUAUUGAAACUGGCAGAGCUGGCUUUCAAGCAUCUGGAGAAUGGCAAUCUCAUGUUCUAUGAGGAAGACCUGAGAGAGUGUGGCAUUGAUGUCAGUGAAGCCUCAGUGUACUCUGGUGUGUGCACUGAGAUCUUCAGGGAGGAAUGUGUGUUUCACCACAAGAAGGUCUACUGCUUUGUGCAUCUGAGCAUCCAGGAGUUUCUUGCUGCACUGCAUGUGUUUGUCUCUUUUCUGAACAUCACGUCUUAUUUUGACUUGUUUGAGUUAUUGAUGAGAGCCAUGGAUAAAGCUUUGGACAGCAAAAAUGGACACCUGGAUCUUUUCCUCCGCUUUCUUGUAGGCAUCUCAGUGGAGAGCAACCAGGUCAUUUUAAACGGCUUGUUGACAAACAAACACAGCAGCUCAGAGACCAUCAAGAAAACAUGUCAAUAUAUCAAGGAACUCAAGAGGAAGAACCCAUCUCCUGAGAGAUACAUCAAUCUUAUCCACUGCUUGUUUGAAAUGAAUGAUCAUUCCCUACAUGAAGAAGUCAAAAAAUAUCUGACAUCUCCCGAUGGCUUCUCAGGUGAAUUGCCACCUGCCCACUGUUCAGCACUGGCCCACAUGCUUCUGAUGUCUGAGGAGGUGCUGGAUGAGUUGGACUUGAGCAAAUACAAAACAUCAGAGGAGGGACGAUACAGACUGGUAUCAGUUGUGAGAUACUGCCAGAAAGCUCUACUUGCGGACUGUAAGCUAACAGAGAAGUCCUGUGAGAUUGUGGCGUCAGUUCUGCAGUCUGCAAACUCCCCUUUAAGAGAGCUGGACCUGAGUCAGAAUGACCUGCAGAUAUCAGGAGAAAAACUGGUCUCUGCUCUCCAGAGUCCAAACUGCAAACUGGAGACACUGAGACUUGCUGGCUGUAAUCUAACAGAGAAGUCCUGUGAGAUUGUGGCCUCAGCUCUGCAGUCUGAAAACUGCCCCUUAAGAGAGCUGGACCUGAGUCAGAAUGACCUGCAGAUGAUAGGAGAAAAGCUGGACUCUGCUCUACAGAGUCCAAACUGCAAACUGGAAAAACUAAGACUUGUUGGCUGUAAACUGAGGGGAAGAUUUUUAGCCUUGGCUCACCAGGGGGCAAACUCACACCUAAGAGAGCUGGACAUGAGUGACAGUGAGCUUCAGGACUGUGGAGGAAAACUGCUCCAACAGCCACUGAAUCAAGACUGUAAAGUGAGACUUACCGGCUGUAGACUCAAAUACAGCUCCUGUGAGGUUGUGGUCUCAGUUCUGCAGUCAUAUAUUUCUCAACUGAGUGAGUUGGACAUGAGUAGCCGUGAUCUGCAAACAUCAGAAGAGAAGCUGCUCUCUGGUCUUAGAAACCCAGACUGCCAGCUUGAAAAACUGAGAUUUGUUGGCUGUAAACUGAGAGGAAGGUUUCUGGCCUUGACUCUGCAGUGGGCAAACUCCCACCUAAGAGAGCUGGACAUCAGUGACAGUGAGCUUCAGGACUGUGGAGAAGAACUGCUCCAUCAAUCACUGAAUCAAGACUGUAAAGUGAGACUCAUCAGCUGUAGACUCAAACACAGCUCCUCUGAGGUUGUGGUCUCAGUUCUGCAGUCAUAUAUUUCUCAACUGAGUGAGUUAGAUAUGAGUGGCUGUGAUCUGCAAACAUCAGAAGAGAAGCUGUUCUCUGGUCUUAGAAACCCAAACUGCCAACUGGAGAAACUGAGACUUGCUGGUUGUAAACUGACAGAGGAAUCCUGUGAGAUUGUAGCCUCUGCUGUGCAGCACUUGGUCUCCCUGACAGAAAUGGACCUGAGUGAUAAUUACAUGAACAUCACUGGAAUUCAUCUUUCAAGUGCACUGAAAGAUGACAUUAACUGUAAGCUGCAGACAUUGAGACAUGCCCGUGGAGAACUGAGAAAAUAUGCCUGUGAGCUCACACUGGACCCAAACACAGCACAAAGAUAUCUCUAUUUCUCUGAGGGGAACAGAAAGGUGACACGUGUGAGUGAGAAGCAGCCGUAUCCUGACCACCCAGAGAGAUUUGACUACUUCUACCCUCAGGUGCUGUGUAUAGAGGGUCUGUCUGAACGCUGCUAUUGGGAGGCUGAGUGGAGUGGUGAUGCUGCUAUAGCAGUGGCCUAUAAAGGCACCAAGAGGAAAGGAGAGAAAGAAGAAACGGUGUUUGGAUGUAAUGCCAAGUCCUGGAGACUGGAGUGCUCUAGUAACAGUUACUCUGCCUGGCACAAUAAUAAGGAGACUGCCAUACCUGUCCCCUCCUCCAGCAGAGUAGGAGUGUACCUGGACUGGCCAGCAGGCACUCUGUCCUUCUACAGCGUCUCCUCUAACACACUCACCCACCUGCACACGUUCCACUCCACAUUCACUGAGCCCCUCUAUCCUGGGUUUAGGGUUUGGCCUGACUCCUUAGUGUUCCUGUGCCAGAUCACAUGAUCUCCUAAUCCUGCAGGAGAGGAGAGCCACACACUCCUCUGUGUGUGUUUGUAUGUGUUUGUGUGUGUGUUCCUUCUCUUGCCUUCUCUUUGUUGCAUCUUCAUCUUUGCUGAUCCCCCUUCAUUUGCUGCUCCCUCGGUUUCUCUUUCUGUGUAUGUAUGUAUGUAUGUAUGUAUGUGUGUGUGUGUGUGUGUGUGUGUGUGUGUGUGUGUGUCAGUGUGAAUUUCGUUGACUAAGACUAUGAUGAAAAAUAUUUGUUAACGAACCUUUUUCACGGAUGAAAAUCAGAUCAGUUUCUAAAAUGUUUCUUAAUUCCUUUUUAUUUAAUCUCUUCAUUGGGGCUGAAACCUUUCUGUGAACUGUAAAUAACAGAUGCUGUUGAUGAACCCAUUGACACUGU
Messenger RNA from Alosa alosa (allis shad), 5362 nucleotides. RefSeq names its product NACHT, LRR and PYD domains-containing protein 12-like. Gene Ontology annotation, molecular function: protein binding. The coding region runs from base 232 to 4962 and encodes 1576 amino acids. The transcript is spliced from 19 exons. The record is from RefSeq and is a predicted model, not a curated record. Lineage: Eukaryota; Metazoa; Chordata; Actinopteri; Clupeiformes; Clupeidae.